Symbiodinium pilosum is the source of this 1638-nucleotide messenger RNA. The record is from the annotation of a GenBank genome assembly. Lineage: Eukaryota; Dinophyceae; Suessiales; Symbiodiniaceae.
AUGAAGGACGUCCAGGCGCUCAUAGCCCUGCUAGUCUGGACCCUGCUUUGCCCGGCCAGGGCAUGCAAUGGUGCAGCCGCCUUCUGCGACUUGCCGUUGACCAAGGUUACCUUUGCCACGACGCAUAACUCGGGCGCAUUCAGACUGAAGAUCCCAGAGCUUGUCAAAGUAGAUGUGCCGGGAGUCAACGUUCUUGAUGCCCUCAAAUGCUUCUAUGAGAACCACGACAUGAAGUUCCUGCAGCAGCUGGACUUCGGCAUCCGCGGCUUCAAUUUGGACCUUUGCACGGACAUAGAGAAGCCCGGGAUCUACUUCAACUGCCACGGGUCACCGCCUGCCAUGGGCCUGGACUUCGCCAACGAUUUGGAUCGGUUCAAGGACUGGCUGGAAAAGCAUCCGCAAGAGGUGGUUGUUUUGACGGCUGGCAACUUCAAAGUUGGCUUAAACCCAGGCAAGCAGUGGGAGGAGCUCAUUGAAAGCAAGUUUGGCGGCCCGUGCAUCGAGAUCAACAAAGAGACCAAUGCGUCUAACUGGGCAAACCACAGCGAGGUUUCAUGUGUUGUGGUGAGGAGCCGGCCAGUUGAGAACAUAACCCUUGGGCUUCUGAUCAACAGCAACCUUCGGGUAGUGGUUUGGCCAUUGCUCUGGAAGGAGCAGAGAUGGGUUCACAGCACAUAUGACCCGUUGGUCAACCCAGGAGCCUCCUCCUCGAGCCUUCUAAAAGACUACACGAAAUAUGCAGAAGGCCAAAAGCCCUUAAACGAGAGCACGUCUCUUGUCUUAAAUAUCAUCGGAGCUCCCAAGGUGCCGAAUCCCGCAAAGCUAAAUGCAUGCAAGGACAUCUUUUGCCAGGUAGAAGAAGCAGAAAAGAUGGUAGGCGACUUGGAAUUGUCUUGCAUCAAAGAUAUGUCAACGCGCUUCAACAGAGAUCUACUGCAGGGUGAUGCGACCGAACACAAGUACUUCACCGACGAGACAUGCCCAGAAUAUGCCUGUGGUUGCCUGGGCUACCAGUCACCCCUUGAAGUUCUGCAACAGAAACUGCUCAAGAUGGGUCACGCGAUCAGCCUCCUGUCCGUUGAUUAUCCAGAGAGAGGAAAGCACUCCAACGUUGCGGAUGUUGCUCGGCGCAUGAACGAGGCCACUGUCCGAUUCCUCAAUGGAGAGGAUGAACUGGGCGCGGAUUGGUGGUCUUGUCAUUAUGAUCUGGUCCUAGGUGUCACGCUGUCCUCCGGCCUUGUACUGCUAUGCGCUGCUUGCUGCCUGGCCGCCAGGUUUUGCCCUAAUUCGCUUGGCCGGUGCUUCCGCAUGCCAUAUGAUGCCUACAAGCGACGUGCCAAUGCUCGGGCAGAAGGCAGGGAGAGAGGCCGCGAGGAAGCCUUCGCACACAUGAAAGCACAGCGCGAGGCUGGCUUUGGAAUGAACCCAAGCUAUGGCAUGGCUGGAGGCCAGUACAUGGGUUAUGGCGGAAACCCUGGCUAUGGCAUGCAUGGGGCAGCGCCGCAAGAGAUGGGUUUUGGGGGAAUGGGAAACGCCAACUACGUGAUGCAGGGGAUGGUGCCGCAGCAGAUUCCGCCACGGAACAUCGUGGCGCCAGCUGCUGGCCAACACUUUCAGAAACUUACAGAGACAGAGUGA